Gongylonema pulchrum is the source of this 489-nucleotide messenger RNA. The record is from the annotation of a GenBank genome assembly. NCBI's taxonomy places the organism in Eukaryota, Metazoa, Nematoda, Chromadorea, Rhabditida, Gongylonematidae.
UUGGUGUGGGCCUUAAAUUUUGACUUAGUAACCAGUAACAACAAUGUACAUUUUUCAGGCCAGAGACCGAAUGUUCCAUUACCGGCACCUCCAAUCACUGAAGCACCAUCAACAGCUCCAGCGUUCGAAAUCGAUGCCGAUUCUAUCGGAACGGAAUUUGUGUUCAUCUUCCCGGGCAACAGUGGCGGAAAUGCAUCAAGGUUGCCAGAGAUAAGUGUGGAUUUGGUCAAUCCGUCCUCCACAAAUGUUACCGUUCAAAUCCUCAAAAAGAAAGGCUUAAUUCCAAUACAACAAAAUAUCGAAAUCCAGCCUCACUCUGUAGUGAAAUACCAGUUUGACGCAUCGACCUACGCGAAGCUCUGCGUUGGCAAUGACUCAUUUGUGCGUUGUCCGGACACAUCUAUAGCGAUUCAAAGCAGCGAUCCUAUAUCAGUGGUGGCACAUAAUUACAUCAGUGGAGUUGCUGGCGAUAGCUACACUGGUUUGUAA